Molecule: messenger RNA, 2120 nt
Organism: Notechis scutatus (mainland tiger snake)
Lineage: Eukaryota; Metazoa; Chordata; Lepidosauria; Squamata; Elapidae
Source: RefSeq, a predicted model, not a curated record
AUGACCAAUUCUUUCUCCAUGGAUUUGAAGGACAGCACCAGUGAGGGAAGCUUAGGGAGCCUUCAGCCUUCCAGCCUCCAGAUUUUUGCUAACACCUCAACCCUACAUGGAAUCCGCCAUAUCUUUGUUUAUGGACCUAUGACUGUGCGGCGGGCACUAUGGGCUCUAGCGUUUAUAGCUUCCCUGGGCCUCCUCUUGGUAGAGAGCUCUGAGCGAGUGAUUUACUACUUUUCUUAUCAGCAUAUCACCAAGGUGGAUGGGCUCGUUGCUAACAGCUUGGUCUUCCCAGCUGUCACCAUCUGCAACUUUAAUGGUUUCCGCUUCUCCCGUCUCACCACCAAUGAUCUGUACCAUGCUGGUGACCUUCUAGCUUUGCUGGAUGUGAAUUUACAAAUCCUUCAUCCCCAUCUUGCUGACCCAACAGUCCUGGCUAUAUUGCAAGAGAAAACCAACUUUCAGCACCACCGAGCCAAGGUCUUCAGCAUGAGUGAGUUCCUAGGGCGUGUGGGCCAUGACAUGAAAGAGAUGCUGUUGUACUGUAAGUUCCGGGGACAGGAGUGCAGCCACAGGAAUUUUACAACUGUGUUUACGAAAUAUGGGAAAUGCUACAUGUUUAACUCAGGAGAAGAGGGACAUCCACUGUUGACCACAUUCAAGGGUGGGACAGGCAAUGGAUUGGAGAUAAUGCUGGACAUUCAGCAAGAUGAGUACUUGCCAAUAUGGGGAGAAACAGAUGAAACAACCUUUGAAGCAGGAGUCAAAGUCCAGAUCCACAGUCAGUCUGAGCCGCCAUUUGUUCAAGAACUUGGGUUUGGUGUAGCACCUGGUUUCCAAACUUUUGUUGCCAUGCAAGAACAAAGGCUGACAUACCUUCCACCUCCAUGGGGUGAGUGCCAUUCAUCAGAUUUUGGCCUGGAGUUUUUCCCCAUCUAUAGCAUCACUGCAUGUAGGAUCAGUUGUGAGACCCGCUACGUGGUAGAGAAUUGCAAUUGCAAAAUGGUUCACAUGCCAGGGGAUGCUCCAUUUUGUACACCGGAGCAGUAUAAGGAGUGUGCAGAGCCUGCACUAGACUUUAAGAAAGCAAGAGGAGCCUUAGAACUGAUCAAAGAGAAACUGUUUGAUCUUCUUGGCCCAGAGGAAGAAGACGGAAGCCAUGAUGAGAAUGUGAGCAGGUGUGAGCCCUUGUCAAACCAUUCUGCUCCCACAAGCCACACUGUGACAGUCCCACUGCAGACAACACUUGGCACGUUGGAAGAAAUUGUGUGCUGACAAUGCUUCCUCAGCACUAUGGAUGGCAGAAACUACAAAUGCCAGGGAAUCCUACUCAGGCUCACUAACAGGGUGGGGGAACCACUGAGGAAUUCACUAUGCAUCCAAUUGUUCUCUUUCUCUCUUCUUGCCAAAAUCAGUGAAAGAUUUCAUGGACUCAGUUGUCUCAGCCUGUCCUACCAGGAUGAGUGGAGGAGGUAUAGGAAGGAGCAAGAUUUAUUUCCACCAGCAGACAACACAUCUCAGUUUCUGAACUGGAGAAGUAUGAUGACCAAGGAAUCAUUCUUUCAUAGACAGCCUACAAGUUAUACAAAAGAAGUCUGCAUGCCAGUCCUUUUGAUGGCAGUCUCUCUUUUUCCUUACAAGCCAUGUCUCCAUCCAACAACUGCUCCCUUUUUCUUUUUUCUUUUGCCACAACGAAAUUGGAGGUUAUGGCACAGACUUUCCUGCUCAAGAGUUUACCAUUAUUUAACAACAUCACUGCUGAAUUAGAAACAAGCAAUGGUCCAUUUCUGAGGGUCACCAUUCUUUUUUGUUGUAUGCUAAAUGUGACAGGGUCCCAAAAGUUCUGGUCAAAUCAUUGGGUGAGCCAGAUCUUUGAUGACCAAGGUGAGCAUGCUCAAAUAGAAUGACUCACCCUACCUACCAUUAUAGACCACUUCUUAAAUGCAGGCACCCACGAACGCAACAGCCCCAUUGACACUAGUUAGCCAUACAGCUACUGUCUUGUCUAGAUUGGCGUGUAAUGCAACAUAUGUGUGUCCCAGGAUUGGGGGAUGUGGGGUCCAGUUACCUUUCUGACUUGCCCUGCUUCCUCAUUCUUAACAGCACUAUUAAAGGUGAUCUUGUGG